GUCAACGCCUUUUUACGUAAAUCUAGCUUCACGUUUGCGUAAUUGUAAACUAGGUCUAAAAUCUGACGCAACGCAAGGUGCAUUACGACAUUAAUUGCAAUUAUAAUAUUGAUAUCGCAUGAAAAACUAAAAAAAUACGGGUUAUAACAUGAACGAUAAAGUUGUAAUCUUAAAUAAUGAGGACUUCGAUUCUAAUGACAAAUUUGUAUGGGAGAGAUCCAUGACUUUAGCCUUAAUUCAGGAGUACAAACGAUUCCAACAGAGCUUCAAGGAUCCAAGUGUAAAGAAAAAACUAAUUUGGAAGAACAUUGCUGCUUGCCUUCGUGCCCGAGGUUACACCAAUGUUACGGAUGAUGCAUGCGACAAGAAAUGGCGAAAUUUGAAAAAGACUUUUAAGGACAUUUAUACAGGCCAGCGUCGCAAAAAUAAUGGAAAAUGGACCUAUUAUGACGUAUUAGAAGACGUGUUGGGGAAAGAUCCAAAGAUUUUAAAUGCUUUGAUUGAGCAUCCAGUAGUUGGUGAUUCACCAGCAAUACCUAAACACCCCGUUGUCCACAAGUACAAAACUGCAGAUGGCCAAAAUGUUCACGUGAAAGUUGUAGACAUAGGAGAAAUCACCCACUUGCUUGACGAGCAAGAAGCGUGUGAAUUAACAGAUGUAAUUGAGAAUACAGAGGAUGAGAAUGGCCCGGUAGAGAUUGUUUGUGAAGAGUACAAUGGGGAUGAGCAGAUAGGAAUUGAAGUUGAUCAAAAUCAACAACAGCCGCCACUCUGGUUUACUCAUUUUUUGACAGAGUACAGAGAGCAGGAGAAGAGGCAUUUGGAAUUGUUGCAAAGCAUGCACAAGGAUAUUCUUGCUAUGGAAAAUAAAAAGGUGAUACUGCUUGAAAAACUACUCGAUAAGUUCGAUUCUGCCACUAAUCAGAAUGCGCACAGUAAUAAUUUACGAAUUCCGAUUGUAAAUAUUAUCCAUGAAGAAGGUAGCAAAUUAUAAUUUGAUAGUCUGUGUUAGAAAGUACGGUAUGUAAAAACUUUCAAAUGUUAUUUAAGAUUAAAAGCGAUUGUAUAGUAGGACAAUAUUAAAGUGUGUAUUUAAGCUCCACAGUGACUAUACGUCGUAAUUUCGGCCUUUUUGUGCAAUAUAGGUAACUUGGAGGUAACUUAAUCACUUUGAGGGGGAAGACUGUUCACAUUUGAAUAUAUCAUACAAAUACUGUCAAUGAUUAUGUAAAUGUGCUAAAUAGGGAGAAUAUAUAUACAUAUCGUGUUGUUCAGAGUAUAAAACGUCUCCCAAUUCUGAGACAGUAUUUCAGGGUAUUUUUCUUGGUUAGCCACACACAGCCACAGGCAGGUGCUGUCUAUGACAAAAAAUUUGGGCUUAUAUUAGGAACAAUACGGUAUAUUCAAAAUUUAUUUUUCAGUUGUCCUUGUUUUGUAAAAUCUACAAACAGUUGGAAUAUACAUGUAGAAAUUGUAUUACACUUUAAAUACAAUCAUCCAGUUUGAUUGCCAGAUGUUUUUGCUUUAGAGAACCUUUCCAAGUAAAUUACAAGUUCGCAAUGUUUAGUAUAUGGGAACAUGUCAACAGGCACAGCUUUAAUUGGAAUCAACGGCUCACCCUGAUAUUGCUUUGAUGUCGGUCGUGCUAGAUCUAUUAGAUUUUUAAUCGCAGCUUUUGGAUCACAUGAAAUAUAUACCAAUUUAUGCAGUUUUUUUGCCUUUCGUAAAGUUACCAAGGCUCGUUGAUCUAGAAUUAUUGAAAUCGGAGAUUAGACAAAUGUGUGUUUCAAAAUGAAAUGUUAAUGGUAAAGUAGAACUGGAAGUAUACUCACGUAGACCAGCCCGUGGUGGAUCAACUAUGGCAAUAAGAUUGGGUUUAGUUGCACGCUGAAUAACCGGUGACAAAAUAUCUUCCGC
Diprion similis is the source of this 1917-nucleotide messenger RNA. RefSeq lists its product as uncharacterized. NCBI's taxonomy places the organism in Eukaryota, Metazoa, Arthropoda, Insecta, Hymenoptera, Diprionidae. The transcript is spliced from 3 exons. The record is from RefSeq and is a predicted model, not a curated record. The coding region runs from base 149 to 994 and encodes 281 amino acids.